Molecule: messenger RNA, 7734 nt
Organism: Lonchura striata (white-rumped munia)
Lineage: Eukaryota; Metazoa; Chordata; Aves; Passeriformes; Estrildidae
Source: RefSeq, a predicted model, not a curated record
GGGCGGCGGGGAGGGGAGGGGAUAGCGCGGGAGCGCGCCCGCCGCGGCUCUUCUCGCCGGGCUGCCGAGCGGGCAGCAGCAGCAGCAGCGGGAGGGAGAGCGCCAGUACCCCCUCGACCCUCUUCUCCCCGGGCACAGGGGCCGCACCUUCCCGCAAGGCAGUAACAUAAAGACCUGUCACACAGGAGAUAAGAAAAAGAGGAGAAGUAAAGAGAGAGACCAACUUUCUCAGAAGUUAUUUUUACAAAGGAUCAAUAUUUCAAGAUGUAUGAAGGAGAAGGGUCUAACUGAGAAGCUGCCUUGAUUCACUGUUAUUCUUACUAUGACUGGAUUGACUGAAAAUUGCCUCAAAUAGUAAGGUUUCUUGUCUAUAUGUACAUAUCUACUGCAAGCUAUCUAGUCUUACGAAGUUGAACUACAUUCUUCAAGUGUGAUUUACUCAGUACAGCCUAAAAUCAUGAUGAAAAAGAUGAGCAUACCUACAAGCAAAGCUUCCCUGGUCCUCUUUCUGUGCCAAAUUAUUUCUGCACUGGAUGUACCUCUUGACUCAAAACUUCUAGAAGAAUUGUCACAACCUCCUACGAUAACUCAGCAAUCUCCAAAAGAUUACAUUGUUGACCCUCGAGAGAAUAUUGUAAUACAGUGUGAAGCCAAAGGAAAGCCACCUCCUAGCUUCUCCUGGACACGCAAUGGAACUCAUUUUGAUAUAGAUAAAGAUGCACAGGUAACAAUGAAACCAAAUUCAGGGACUCUCGUCGUAAAUAUUAUGAAUGGUGGGAAAGCAGAAGCAUAUGAGGGAGUUUACCAGUGUACAGCAAGGAAUGAACGAGGAGCAGCCAUUUCCAACAAUAUCGUUAUAAGGCCUUCUAGAUCGCCUUUGUGGACGAAAGAAAAACUAGAACCAAAUCAUGUUCGUGAAGGUGAUUCCCUAGUACUGCACUGCAGACCUCCUGUUGGCUUACCACCACCUAUCAUAUUUUGGAUGGAUAAUGCUUUCCAAAGGCUGCCUCAAAGUGAAAGAGUUUCCCAAGGUCUCAAUGGUGAUCUUUAUUUUUCUAAUGUACAACCAGAAGACACCCGGGAGGACUAUAUCUGCUACGCAAGAUUUAAUCACACGCAAACUAUACAGCAGAAACAGCCCAUAUCUGUGAAAGUCUUUUCAAUGGAUUCAUUGAAUGACACUAUAGCUGCUAAUUUGAGUGACACUGAUAUUUAUGGUGCAAAGCCAGUUACAGAAAGGCAGCCAGUUCUUCUAACACCAACAGGUAGCACAAGUACCAAAGUGGAACUCAGAGGAAAUGUGCUUCUGUUGGAGUGCAUUGCAGCAGGAUUACCCACACCAGUAAUCCGCUGGAUCAAAGAGGGUGGGGAACUGCCAGCUAACAGAACAUUUUUUGAAAACUUCAAGAAAACUCUCAAGAUUAUAGAUGUUUCAGAAGCUGACUCUGGGAAUUACAAAUGUAUAGCAAGAAAUACAUUAGGUUCAGUUCAUCAUGUCAUUUCAGUAACUGUGAAAGCUGCUCCAUACUGGAUAACAGCACCCAGAAACUUGGUUUUGUCUCCUGGAGAAGAUGGAACAUUGAUCUGCAGAGCUAAUGGCAACCCAAAGCCUAGUAUAAGCUGGUUGGCAAAUGGUGUUCCCAUAGCAAUUGCCCCAGAAGAUCCUAGCAGAAAGGUGGAUGGUGACACCAUUAUUUUCUCACACGUGCAAGAAAGGUCAAGUGCUGUCUAUCAGUGCAAUGCUUCUAAUGAAUACGGAUACUUGCUAGCAAAUGCGUUUGUGAAUGUUCUGGCUGAGCCACCAAGAAUUCUAACUCCUGCUAAUAAACUGUAUCAAGUCAUUGCAGACAGUCCCGCAUUGCUAGACUGUACUUAUUUUGGGUCACCUAAGCCUGAAAUUGAAUGGUUUAAGGGAGUGAAAGGUAGCAUCCUGCGUGGAAAUGAAUACGUUUUUCAUGAUAACGGAACCUUGGAAAUUCCGGUGGCUCAGAAGAAUAGUGCUGGUACAUACACAUGUGUAGCAAGAAAUGAAUUAGGAAAGAUACAAAAUGAGGUGCAGUUGGAAAUUAAAGAUCCAACGAUGAUCAUUAAACAGCCAGAAUACAAAGUGAUUCAGAGAUAUGGCCAGGUUUCUUUUGAGUGUAUAAUAAAACAUGAUUCUACCUUACUACCAACUGUUACAUGGUUGAAGAACAAUGAUGAACUGCCAGAUGAUGAAAGGUUUCUAGUUGGUAAAGACAACUUGACCAUUAUGAAUGUAACUGAUAAAGAUGAUGGAACAUAUACUUGCAUAGUUAAUACUACUCUGGACAGUGUUUCAGCAAGUGCUGUGCUUACUGUUGUUGCUGCUCCCCCAACACCAGCUAUCAUUUACGCUCGGCCAAAUCCACCCUUUGACUUGGAAUUGACAGGUCAGCUAGAAAGAAGCAUUGAUCUCUCUUGGAUACCAGGAGAUGAAAACAACAGUCCCAUUACAAACUUUGUAAUUGAGUAUGAAGAUGCGCUGCAUGAACCAGGAGUGUGGCAUUACCAGACGGAAGUCCCUGGCACUCAGACAACGGCGCAGCUCAAGUUGUCUCCCUAUGUCAACUACUCGUUCCGUGUGAUAGCUGUCAAUAAGAUUGGCAGAAGCCAGCCAAGUGAGCCAUCUGAGCAGUACCUGACAAAAUCUGCAAGCCCUGAUGAAAAUCCUGCUAAUGUACAGGGGAUAGGCUCAGAACCUGAUAAUUUGGUAAUAACAUGGGAGCCUUUAAAAGGUUUUCAGUCUAAUGGACCAGGGCUUCAGUACAAAGUCAGCUGGCGCCAGAAAGAUGUUGAUGAUGAAUGGACAUCUGUUAUAGUUGCAAAUGUAUCUAAAUAUAUUGUGUCUGGUACACCAACCUUUGUUCCAUAUGAAGUAAAAGUGCAAGCUUUAAAUGACUUGGGGUAUGCACCAGAGCCAUCAGAGGUGAUUGGACAUUCAGGGGAAGACUUGCCAAUGGUUGCUCCAGGCAAUGUGCAGGUUCAUGUUAUUAACAGCACAUUAGCAAAGGUGCAUUGGGACCCAGUUCCACUAAAAACUGUCCGAGGACACCUUCAAGGGUACAAAGUUUACUACUGGAAAGUGCAGAGUCUAUCCAGAAGGAGUAGACGACACAUAGAAAAAAAGAUCUUGACUUUCAGGGGAAACAAGACUUUUGGAAUGUUACCAGGGCUGGAGCCCUAUAGUUCCUACAAGCUGAAUGUUAGAGUUGUUAAUGGUAAAGGAGAAGGACCAGCAAGCCCAGACAAAGUAUUUAACACCCCUGAAGGAGUUCCUAGUUCACCCUCCUUUCUGAAGAUUACUAACCCAACACUGGACUCUCUGACUCUGGAGUGGGGUUCACCCACCCAUCCAAAUGGUGUUUUGACAUCAUAUACGCUGAAGUUUCAGCCAAUCAACAACACACAUGAAUUGGGUCCUUUGGUAGAGAUAAAAAUUCCUGCCAACGAGAGCAGCUUGAUAUUAAAAAAUUUAAAUUACAGCACCCGGUACAAGUUUUACUUUAACGCACAAACUUCAGUUGGAUCAGGAAGUCAGAUAACUGAGGAAGCAGUAACAAUUAUGGAUGAAGUGUUCCUAUUCUUGUUUUCCUCCAUUAAAGCUGGUAUUCUCCGUCCUGCUGUAGGUGCAGGCAAAGGAUAUUCAGAAAUCCUUUUUGCAACUUCCCCAGUCAUGCAUACUGUUCGUCCAACAUUCUAUAAGGUUCAACCACUUUAUCCAAGGAUCAGAAAUGUUACAACAGCUGCUGCUGAGACCUAUGCCAAUAUCAGUUGGGAGUAUGAGGGACCAGAUCAUGCGAACUUUUAUGUUGAAUAUGGUGUAGCAGGCAGCAAAGAAGAUUGGAAAAAAGAAAUUGUAAAUGGUUCUCGAAGCUUCUUUGUCUUAAAGGGUUUAACACCAGGAACAGCAUAUAAAGUCCGGGUUGGUGCUGAGGGCCUGUCUGGUUUUAGGAGUUCAGAGGAUGUGUUUGAGACAGGUCCAGCAAUGGCAAGCCGGCAGGUAGACAUCGCUACUCAAGGAUGGUUCAUUGGUCUUAUGUGUGCUGUUGCUCUUCUGAUCUUGAUCUUACUGAUUGUUUGCUUCAUAAGGAGGAAUAAGGGUGGAAAAUAUCCAGUGAAGGAAAAGGAGGAUGCACAUGCUGAUCCAGAAAUACAACCUAUGAAGGAAGAUGAUGGAACGUUUGGUGAAUACAGCGAUGCAGAGGACCAUAAACCUCUAAAAAAAGGAAGCCGGACACCUUCAGACAGAACUGUGAAAAAAGAAGACAGUGAUGAUAGUUUAGUUGACUAUGGAGAAGGUGUAAAUGGUCAGUUCAAUGAGGAUGGCUCCUUUAUUGGACAAUACAGUGGUAAAAAAGAGAAAGAACCUGCAGAAGGAAAUGAAAGCUCUGAGGCUCCUUCUCCUGUAAAUGCCAUGAAUUCAUUUGUGUAACCACAGAACUUGAUCCCCUUGUAUCUCCAGUUUGCUUAAAGCACUUGUACGUCCUCCUUCUCAUACUAUGAACACACAGGUAACGGAGCUCCUCACCACCAGAUGUUAAUGCUAUGAGAAUAUGCAGGUUAACACCAGUACACAGCAUGACACAGUGAGUGGCAUGUUACUAUGAAACAAAAUAGAAAAUUCAAAUUUUGUUCAAAACUUGGGUAUUUUUACUUUUAUUUUUUUUAAAGGAACUGACACAAACAGUUAACAACAACUUGUAAUUUUGUUUCCUGUUGAAAAUACAGUAUAAUGCAUGGGAAAAAAAAGCCCCUACACAACUCACAAAUAAUCUUGUGUACACUAUAAAAACAUGGUUUGACAAUUUGUUAUGCAGUCCUCAGCUGAAUCCCUGGAUAUGAAUUCCGUUCUCAAUGUCAGAGUGUUAUAGUAGUAUUAUAUAGACCUUCAAUGUCUUUGUGGACAUUGUUGUGAAAUUGGUGACUUAAUGUCUAGCUAUCAUAUGUCUUUUUGCAAGACAGUUAGGAACAGUAUGUACAGUAUAUAAAUGCUAAAUGAUUUAAGUAUGACACUUGCAUUUGCUGAUGCUUAAUGAGACCCUAUUAUCUGCUCUUUGCUCCUAUUACUUUAUAGCCUUUUUAAUCUAUCAAGUAUUACAGCAGUACAGUGUUCUAUUUUUACAUCAAAACAUAUUGAAUUGAUUUUAGGGCAUAAAAGAGAUGCAUUGCAAUGCAUUUCAGAAUUUGUACAGUCACUGAAAGAAAAACUUUAAAAUUAAGAAGAAUAUUCCAGAAAACACAGGGCAAAGUACAUUCAGUGCCUUUAUACAAUAUGCAUUCCGUAAUGUGCUGUACUACUAAAUCAGUUGGUGCAGUAAACUGUGAUUAGCAGACUACUGUCAUUGCCAAAUCAAGGAAAAAUAUGGAGAAAAAGAAGUGUUAUGAAACUGUUGUGCUAAAAAUGGAAAGUUUAAAAUAUUUUAAAUUACAUAAAGAAGAGUAUGAUUUUUUUUCCCUUUAAAAAAAGCUUUCUACACAGUUACAGCACAACAUGUUUUCAUGGCCUUAGAAUACUUAAAACAAAAAUGAAAGCAAACAAACAAAAAUCCCGAAACCCAACCAGAGUUAAAUUAUUUACUAACACAACAAGAUACAAGCUCUUGUAAAAUAAAUCAUUAAAAACCCAAACCUGCUGACUCCAUGGGUGAGAGCGCAUUUCUCUGUGUCCCAGCCUGAUCAGUGUGGCAGCUUUUAAUUAUCUCCAGCCUGAAGCAGUGUGGGGGUUACCGCUCGGAACCACAGCAUUCCAUCUGACAAGUGCUAAUACGGUUUAUUGGUAAAGGAUUACCCUUAUCGGUUAAAAAAUUAUUUUCUCACAUACUAUAUCAAUCAAAUGUUUACCUCCAAAUAUAAAUUUUUAUAACAACCUAUGGUUGAAGGAAUGCUCAGUUUCAUUUGCCAAUAAAUUGGUUUUUCAUAACUUGCAUCAAGUUUAAUUUUAAGUAAGCUUUUUAUAUGUAGAUAUUUUGUUGAAUUUGUAAAUACACUUAAAGCGUAGAUGCUAUAUGCUUCUAGGUGUUACAGACAAAUAAACCAAGAAAGCUUAUGUUGUACUGUGUAAGGAGUACUACAGCCAAUGGUGUGCAUGGUAUUUUAAAGCAUCUACUUUUUUUUCUUUUUUUUUUUUUUUUUUUUUUUUGCUGUGAAAAUACAAUAGUGAUCUGCUCAUUUACUGCAGAUUCCAACUGAACCAUUCAGAGCUUUUGCCAGUGCACUACAUUAGCCCAUAGGAUAUGUUGCAGCUUUCAUGUAUAUAUUGUAGGUAAAGCACAACUGAAGUAAUCCCAAAUGUAACCCAGCUGUAAUAAGCUUCUUUUGCAUCUUUGAGCUUUCCACUGGUGAGUUUUUUUAAUGGGAACUGAAAUACAAAAUGAAUUAUAUGAACACUGAUUACAAAGCACAAAGAGAACAUUUCUUCACAGGAUUUGCCAAUGGUUUUGGUAAAAAAGAAGUAUCAUUUUACUCCUAUUUAAUUGUAGAUGCUGAAUUAUCUGUGCAUGUGGGGGUAAACAUACAGGCUCACUUCUGUAAUAGUGCAACAGAUUUUGUAUUAAAAAUAAAUGUGGUUUUAAAAUUUCACUGUUUGUUCUGUUUACACUAGCAGUAAAAAUCACAUCAUAUUUUUCCUGUAAUUAAGAAUUCAAAGUAGAAAAACAGUAUGAAAGAACUCUGACAAAAGUUGUUCCCAUGAUGUUACAGAGCUUCCAUUACUGCCACCAAAUUAUUUACAGAAAGCUGCAUAACUUCACAUGCUACCAUUUGAAAAAUUGGUAAAUUUGUCUGACCAUUUCCCAUUGAAAUCUAUGAUUUGCAUUUUACUUCCAUGAAUGAUUUUAUAAUUUAUUUAAUCAUAUUACUGCAAAGAAAAGAACUGAAACAGUCAUGUUCCAUACCUGUAAGAGUGAAUAAGAGGAAUUAAGAAUGUUGAAUUGAAAUUAAGAACCCUCAGAUAGAAUCUCAAAUAAGGAUUUUGUCUCCUAAAGGAAUUGUCUGACAUACAAAUUUAUGGUUAUCUGUUUUAAAAUAGUAUAUGAAGUGAGGAAUUUUUACUCAUCAUCUUUUACAGUACCCACAAUCCAUUGCAAUGCUCUUUUCAUAUCUUGUCUAUCCUAUAUAUGAAUGGAAACAGACUGGGCAGGAGGGCAGCUGUUCUGCAUAGAAGACUGCAGGAGAGCCAUGGAUUCCAACAGAUGCAGGUGCUUCAAGAGAUGUAUCCAAAAGAUGAUGUGUGGGCAUGAUGAUUGAAAGAGGGAUAUUAUCACUGAAUCGGAAGCCAUUCUGCAAGCCUUUCCAUAUGUAAUUUGAAACUCCUGGAUAUUUCAGCUCCUGUCAUCUGUACAGACUCAGUUCUGGCACUUCUGUCUUCAAAUAUCUUCAGAUAUUGGCUGCCUUGAUUUUUGUAAAGGUAUCUGUUGAUUUUUACAACAGUGUAAACUGUCUGGGAGAUAUGAAAUACAGCUCUUUCUGCUUCAGUUAAAGAAUACUUCCUGAAAAGUGGGGUCUGAGUCCCCUAGGCUUAGUUGGAAAAAAGAAUUUCAUACAGUAACAAUUUUUGGAGAAACACUCACAUUAUUUGUGCAUGUUCCCCAAAGUGUACUAAUACGUACAGUUGCCGUAUUUUCCUUUUACUGAUAUACCUUUACUUUUGAUUUUAUUCUCACUGAAGUGAUUGUAUAAAUCCUGAGGGAAUUAAAGAGGAUACCGCAAUGGUAA